Beta vulgaris subsp. vulgaris (sugar beet) is the source of this 638-nucleotide messenger RNA. RefSeq names its product transcription initiation factor IIA subunit 2. The transcript has 4 exons. The coding region runs from base 153 to 473 and encodes 106 amino acids. Gene Ontology annotation, cellular component: transcription factor TFIIA complex. NCBI's taxonomy places the organism in Eukaryota, Viridiplantae, Streptophyta, Magnoliopsida, Caryophyllales, Amaranthaceae. The record is from RefSeq and is a predicted model, not a curated record. Gene Ontology annotation, molecular function: TBP-class protein binding; RNA polymerase II general transcription initiation factor activity. Gene Ontology annotation, biological process: RNA polymerase II preinitiation complex assembly; transcription initiation at RNA polymerase II promoter.
AAUCUAGGUAUAAAAACCUCCCAAAUUUCUCCAAUUUUCGUACCACACAAACAUACAGAAUCCACUUUCAGACAUCAUCAACACCUACAAUAACAACAACAAGAAGCAGAGAAAACGAAAUCACUUUAUCUCAUUCAAUCAUCUCAGUAAAAAUGGCGACAUUCGAGCUUUAUCGGAGGUCGACGAUUGGAAUGUGUUUGACGGAGACGUUAGAUGAGAUGGUUCAGAAUGGUACUUUAAGUCCUGAGCUUGCGAUUCAAGUUCUUGUUCAAUUCGAUAAGUCGAUGACUGAAGCUCUUGAAGCUCAAGUGAGAACCAAAGUAACAAUCAAGGGACAUUUGCACACGUACAGAUUCUGCGACAAUGUCUGGACUUUCAUCUUACAGGAUGCGCUGUUCAAAAGCGACGAGUGCCAGGAAAAUGUCAGCCGAGUUAAAAUAGUGGCAUGUGACUCUAAGCUUCUCACUCAGUAGGACGGUCAGACCAUAUGAUAAGAUCCUAAGAUUGAUCAUGUUGAUCGUUGUAGUCUUGUAGAGUAGUGUAUGGUACUGAGCUCUGUUAAACUGUGUGAAAGGACUUUGAGGAUACUGAAACUUGUGAAACUGCAUUAUCCAUACUACAUUUUACUUCAUGAGUUA